Messenger RNA from Lizanozyma spartinae, 336 nucleotides. RefSeq lists its product as uncharacterized. Gene Ontology annotation, biological process: vacuolar proton-transporting V-type ATPase complex assembly. Bases 1 to 336 code for a protein of 111 amino acids. The transcript has a single exon. Gene Ontology annotation, cellular component: endoplasmic reticulum membrane. The record is from RefSeq and is a predicted model, not a curated record. Lineage: Eukaryota; Fungi; Ascomycota; Pichiomycetes; Serinales; Debaryomycetaceae.
AUGCUGUUCUUCGUUGAGUUAUGGGAAUCUGUGUUUAAAGCAGGGAUGACACCUGCAUUGGUUACAGCUACUCAUGCACUGUUUUGCCUGCUUUUGGCAUUAUUGGCAACAAUGGCGGUGUUCACCAAGUCUAUUCACUUUUUCAACUUAUUUGUGAUAGCUGUUUUUCUAUAUGGAUUGGUUAUUUGGUUCAUGAAGGAAUUGGAAGCCAUUAAAUUGAAGAACAAUGAAGAGUUAUCAGAAUCGAAGCUGGCUUCUACUGAUGAGAGGGCCAGUGUUUCUACAAGUGCUACUAAAGCCGUACGAAAUGCUCCUGCGAGAAAACGGAAAGUAUAA